Etheostoma cragini (Arkansas darter) is the source of this 5711-nucleotide messenger RNA. RefSeq names its product TIAM Rac1 associated GEF 2a (gene tiam2a). Gene Ontology annotation, biological process: positive regulation of axonogenesis; small GTPase-mediated signal transduction; activation of GTPase activity. Gene Ontology annotation, molecular function: guanyl-nucleotide exchange factor activity; protein binding. The coding region runs from base 347 to 5392 and encodes 1681 amino acids. Gene Ontology annotation, cellular component: membrane; synapse. The transcript has 27 exons. Lineage: Eukaryota; Metazoa; Chordata; Actinopteri; Perciformes; Percidae. The record is from RefSeq and is a predicted model, not a curated record.
CAUCCCCCCUCCCAGGGUCCGUCGGAAGGAGGAGUUUAACCCCACAUUGUCUGGGAGGAGUCCGCACUCUCUUGGCGCUCCGUCCCAGGAACGAUUGGUCUGGAAUCAGAGGAAUCGUUCAAGUACGCUUCAUGAAAUUUCGAUUUGUAUGUUUUCUGGUGAAUGCGACAACGUUAUACUUAGCGGUCGCGAAGAGGGAAGCACGUGAAAACUGCGAGAAGUAUGUUUUAUCAGACGAGACCGAUGAGCCAGACAACAACGGGAUGAGUUUAUUUUCAGCAAUGAGGCGGAGGGAACCUUGCACAUAAGAGCUCCAAUUGGAGAAGAGACUUUCAGACAGGCAGCAAUGGGAAAUUCAGAGAGCCAAUAUAGCAUCCAGGGCCCCAAAGGCACCAGCUUUGUCUUCCCUGGGAAACCAAAGCCAUACUCACUGAAGCUACGCGCAGCCAAAGAUGACGUUUUGUCACCCCAUACCUGGUGGAAAAGUGCCCCGGUAGGCUCAGGGUACAAGGCCAGGUGUGUUGGCCGUGGCUGUCUGUCCCCUCCUAAAAGCCGGCCGCCUUACUCCCCUAGGCACUGUGACUACGUCUCAAAGGGGACGAGGGGCAGCCCAAGUGAGCAUCGCUGGCGUCGAUCGCCUGGAUGUGGUAUACAAAGGCGGCAUAUGUCAGAUGAGUACGAAGAUAAUCCAUAUGGGGCUGAUCUUAACAGGAGCCCCCUGAAUGGAAACAGUGUUGAGCAUGAGGCUUUAGAGGAACAGAGCAGCCCACGGGUGGUGAUCAAGAAGGAUGGCAGUCUCAGGGUGGAGUUCACCAACACCUCAGGCAAUCCCCUCCUUCUGGACGAGGCUUCUGGCCCAGUACAACUCCUCAAGUUCUCUCCCAACCUUGAGUCUGCCUCCACUCCCAGUCUUCCUGGUUCAAGUGGUAGUAGGCAGGACAGCCACCGCAGCGGUCCACCGCCGGCUUCUACCUCCUCUACGGCAAGGACCAGCAAGGGAAGCUCACUGAGCUCAGAUGGCUCCUGGUAUGACUCUCCCUGGGGCCCCAGCACAGAGCUGUGUGAGCCGGACCAACCUUGCGCUGCCAGCAAGACGCUAGUCCACUCCCCCAGCCACCAGCUUGACUCCUUCACUGAACAGUCUCCCCCUGUGUCCAUCACAGACCUCUACAAGGACUCUACAAUGGCUGCCACCUUUCCCACAACCAGGGACCUGUCCUCACUCUUAGAACAGCCUCCACCAGGCCAGAGGGCUCACAGAGCCUCUUUUGCAUCUGUCCUGGAUGUGCCACUGAAGGAAGAAUCUCCUGAGGCCUGCCAGUACUCCUCAUACACCCUGCCCUGUCGCAGGCCCAAAGCUCACACCAUGAGCGAGGAUCUGGACCAGUAUCCUAACCAGGAGCAGGCUGGACCUGAUUUUGGCUUCCAAAAGAAAGACUCCAUCAAAAACCGCAUCAGGCGCUUCAGUGACUGGACAGGAAGCCUGAGCCGCAAAAAAAGGAAGUCUCAGGGUUCAUUCAGGAAUCUUAUCAACCUGGAGACCAGGUACAAGGACCUGAGUGAGGCCUUUGAUAGUGGGGUUGAUGGCCUGACUGCAGACACCAGCUCCCCAUCUCAAGUCUCAAGCGUCCUCUGGUUCCCCCGAGCCUCCAGGGCCCAAUCAUCAGGAGCCAUUCACCAAACGACCAGUGACGCCCUCCGCCAGAAUAUCUAUGAAAACUUCAUGAGGGAGCUGGAGACUGGCACUGGACAGGUAGGAGGGGGAGGUGUUGAGAGGAGAGACCCAUCCACGGGCACUGAAGAGGGGGAGAGCAGCAGCGAGUCGGCCGAGGGCUCCCUGGAGCAGCUGGAUCUGCUGUUUGAAAAGGAGCAGGGGGUGGUCAGGCGAGCCGGCUGGCUUUCUUUCAAACCCCUCAUCACUCUGCACAAGGACAGGAAGCUGGAGCUGGUGACUCGCCGCAAGUGGAAGCAGUACUGGGUGACCCUGAAAGGAUGUACCUUGCUGUUCUACGAGACUUAUGGCAAAGGCUCUCCGGAGCAGGAGCUGUCACCUCGCUAUGCUCUCCUGGCCGAGGACAGCAUUGUCCAGGCUGUCCCUGAGCACCCAAAAAAGGAGAAUGUCUUCUGCCUCAGCAACUCGUAUGGAGACGUCUACCUCUUCCAGGCCAGCAACCAGACUGACCUAGAGAACUGGGUGACAGCCAUCCAUUCUGCCAGUGCUUCACUGCUGGCCAAGCGCCAGGGGAAGGAGGAUACGGUGCGCCUGCUGCGGAGCCAAGUCCGUGGCCUCUUGCAGAAGAUCGACAUGGACGGCAAGAUGAAGAAGAUGGCCGAGCUCCAACUGACGGUGGUCAGCGACCCCAAGAACCGCAAGGCAAUUGAGAACCAGAUCCAGCAGUGGGAGCAGAACCUGGAGAGGUUUAACAUGGAUCUGUUUAGGAUGCGCUGCUACCUGGCCAGUCUACAGGGUGGAGAGCUACCCAACCCAAAGAGUCUGCUGGCUAUCGCCAGCCGUCCCACCAAAAGCACCCUGGGGCGUCUGGGAAUCUUCUCUGUCUCCUCCUUCCAUAGUCUGAUCUGUUCCAGAGAUGAGGCCACACUCAGAAGGCGCUCAUUGUCCCUAAAUCACAGACAGCGCAAGAGAGGCCUUUUCUCCUCGCUUAAAGGUCUCAACAAUCUUACGAAGAGGGGCCGAGACAAGAGGCCCUCUGCAUCGCAGGUCUUUGAGAGCGACGCUGGAGGUCAAACAUACGCCUACCCUUCUAGGAGCACUGAGAAGCUGGAAAUGCUAACCAGCAUCUACUCCAUGUCGCCCCCUGAUGGCGGUGUGUGGGACAGCGUGGAGGUUCAAUAUAUGGCUCCUGAUGAGCUCCUCCGUAAUGUGGUCAAUGAUCAGUUGGAGGUUGUCCCAUUUAGUGUGUUUACUCUCCACAUGAGCAAGCCGAGCGGCACCGGAGACUUUGGUUUUGCAGUAACAGGACACAUUGACAGCCAGAAAAACAGCAGGAUUUAUGUCAGCGAAGUGCUUCCUGAUGACCUUGCAUUCAACAAAGGCCUGCGUCCAGGAGAUGAGGUCCUGGGGCUGAACGGCCGGUGUGUGUCAGGCCUGGACCUAGCGCUAAUCCAGACUCUGUUUGCUGAACAAACCCUGCACCUGACCCUGAGGCGGGAUGGACCCCUGCCGCUAACCUCCAACAACUGCCAUCCUCUCGCGCACAACCAGCAGGUUCCCAGCAAGCACCAUCGAGCCAAGUCCUCCUCAGAUGUGUUCUCUGCAGCUGACGGUGUAGGACUGGAGAACGGUCACUCCCACUGUGCACACAGGCCUGUUCAGCACAGCAAGAGCGUGGACACAGUGUGUACUCUCUACCAGUCCUUCCAGGAAGGGAUGAGCUCAGGCCCUGGGGGUUUGAUGGACAGCACCAAAGAACCUCCAGUGAGGCAGGAAGGGGAGUUAUGCUCGGGUCCCACGCGAGAGGCCCCCCUGCUCAGACCUUGCCCAAAGCAUAUGAGUGCCACUGAGAGGCUAUGCAAGGUCAUCCAGGAGCUGGUGGACACAGAAAAGUCCUAUGUCAAGGACUUGGCCUGUUUGUUCGAGAUCUACCUGAAACCCCUGCAGAAUGAAACCUUCCUCACAUUGGACGAGAUGGACAGUCUGUUCGGCAGCCUGCCAGAGAUGUUGGACUUCCAGAGGGUCUUUCUACAGACCCUGGAGGAGAGGAUUGCCUCCUCGCCUGACUUCAGCACUCUUGAGACCCCCUCACAGUUCAAGAAGCUGCUGUUUUCUCUUGGGGGUUCGUUCCUCUACUACGCUGAUCACUUCAAGCUCUACAGCGGCUUCUGUGCCAACCACAUCAAGGUCCAGAAGGUCCUGGAGAGAGCUAAGACGGAUCAGGCCUUCAAGGAAUUCCUGGAUGCGAGGAACCCCACCAAGCAGCACUCCUCCACCCUGGAGUCCUACCUGAUUAAACCAGUGCAGAGGGUUCUCAAGUAUCCCCUGCUGCUUAGGGAGCUGGUGUCCCUUACUAACGCUGAUAGUGAGGAGCACUACCACCUCACCGAGGCUCUGAAAGCCAUGGAGAAGGUGGCCAGCCACAUAAAUGAGAUGCAGAAGAUCUAUGAGGAUUACGGCUCUGUUUUUGAUCAGCUAGUUUCUGAGCAGAGUGGCCACGAUAAAGAGGUCACAGAGAUUUCUAUGGGAGAGUUUCUCAUGCAUUCCUCAGUGGUUUGGCUCAACCCGCAUACAUCUUUGGGUCGCAUGAGGAAAAACCCCGACAUGACCGUGUUUGUGUUCAAGAAAGCGGUGAUAUUGGUCUUCAGGGAAAACAACAAGCUGAAGAAGAAGAUGACCAACUCUCGUUCAGCACUUUCUCAUGGAGAUUCGGACCUCUUUAAGUUCCGUUGGCUCAUUCCACUCUCUGCGCUGCAGGUCAGACUGGGAAAUACUGCAGGAACAGGCACAGAAAGCAGCUGUAUCUGGGAGCUGAUUCACUCCAGGUCUGAAGUGGAAGGGAGACCGGAGACUGUCUUCCAGCUGUGUAGCAGUGUGCCAGAGAACAAGGUCAACAUCAUCAAGGUGAUCCGCUCCAUCCUCAGGGAGAACGUGAAGCGGAACAUGAGGAGCGAUGGCACGUUGGAGAGGGGCUGUAAGGAGCGCCUGGUCCCCCUGCGCAGCACCUUGCCCUCCUCCGCCAGAAUAGGUUCCACCAGGACUUCCUGGUUGUGUAAGCAGCCACCUGGAGAUCUCGCCGCUCAGGCUGGAAAUCCCAAGCUGGGGCCAGACUCAGAUGAGGGGAGCCUGAGCAGUGGAACCUACAGUUUAUCAGGGGCUCCCCCCCCUUGCACCUCCUCUGAGAUGCACAGCCUCCCUGUCCAGCAGAACUGGCCUCAGACACCUGGAUCCAGCUCGCAAACCCACUCCACCUCUGCUGUGAAAGAGUCUGAUAUUUUAAGUGAUGAUGAUGACGGCUUUAGCGAGGCGGGGACCAGGAGGGGCAGUGGAGGCAGCAGUUCCCCAACUAGCGCCAUUGAGGCUCAGUUCCUCCACCUUAAACUCUCAGAGAACGCUGCACCAGCUCCCUGUGUUCAACCUGAGGGAGUGGGGGACACUCCAGAAACCCAACCCAAACUGAUGCGAGGACGCUGUAAUGCUGUUAAGAGGAAAGCCAGCAGUUUGAAGAGAAGCCAAGGUGCACUGUUAAACAUGAAGGCAUACAGCAUGUCCCUGGACAGCCAGACUGAUGCAGCAUCGUCGUCAGGGGUCAUGGACAUCAACACAUUGUUGGAGAGAGAGUUCAGCGUCCAAAGUCUGGCUUCUGUAGUGAAUGAAGACUGUUUCUAUGACUCCAUUGAUAUCUGUGCCACUGAAUCUGGAAACGCCACCACCUCAUAGGGGACUGGAUGGGCAGAGCGAAUCUUGACUGUAACAGGGCCUCAGGGCAAUGGUCAUAAAGGCGAGAGACUGACCAAAGUCCCUGUGGCUCACUGCUGGCUCUACUAGUGAAGCUGUGCCUAAACUCAAGUCGCUUUUGUAAGCCACAAACCUUCCAACUAAAAGUUAGGUGCAAAGUAUCCGUUCUGAUAGGAGACUUGGCUGACAGACCCAGUUUCUCCCCCUACAGAAGUGAUGUCUGUCCCAAUGAUGAUACCUGCCAUUUCCUCAGCUCUCUGGGCUUUUCCCAACAACCCUGAGUGAUGUAUUCCAUCCUAGU